CAAGGAUCCUCAUCGACCAAGGCUCAGAAGUGUCAUUGGUAUCUGAGCGCUUGGUCAAUCAACUACAAUUGAAACGGAGGUCCUCAUCACUAUCAAUUGUCGGCAUCGGAGAAACUUCCUCGGGAAGCACGCGUGGGGUUGUGUCAUUCGACUUACAACCGAGACACAAUUCUACUGCGUUGCUCAACUUGGAGGCUCACAUCAUGAGCAAGCUCACGGCAAAGAUCCCACCAUUUGCCUGUGACACACGGACUCCCCAGGAACUUUGGAAACUCAAUUUGGCGGAUCGGACAUUCCUACAACCUGGGGCUAUCGACAUAAUCAUCGGAGCUGAUUACUACGGAAAAAUUAUCACGGACGGAAUUAUGAGAUACAACGGAACAGGUCUCAUAGCCCAGCAGACAUCCUUUGGCUGGGUAGUGUCGGGGCCAGUCUGCUGUACAGGCUGCGCUAAGAAGCGGUCACUGAGGGUGACCACACGGACCAUCAACCAACAAUUAUUGGACUGCUUAAAGAAGUUCUGGACGCAGGAAGAAAUACCGGACAACCCAUCAACGGUAAUGAGUAAGGCUGAUGCAGAAUGCGAGCAGCAUUUUGUGGAAACUCAUAGAAGAGACGCAACGGGACGGUAUACAGUACGUCUACCGUUUAAAUCAUCGCCUGCCGUCCUAGGGGAUACAGCAUCGACGGCUCGGAUUCGCUUACAGAAGCUCAACAGGCGAUUGGCGGCAGAUCCACAGGCUCAUACACUAUACCGGAAAUUCAUUAAGGAGUAUGAGGCCUUGGAUCACAUGCAACGGGCACCAUCGACGUCAGAGACACGGUUGGCAUACUACUUGCCUCAUCACGGAGUGCUGAGACCGGAUAGCACGACGACCAAACUAAGGGUCGUAUUCGACGCUUCACAUCGAAGCUCUACGGGAGUGUCACUGAAUGAUAUCCUUCAUUCAGGACCAAAACUUCAAACGGAGUGCUCUGACGUCCUCAUCUGGCUUCGUCGGCAUCGAUUAGUCUUCGGAGCGGACAUCGAGAAAAUGUUCCGCCAGAUUCGCGUCCAUCAGGAUGAUUGGGACUAUCAACGAAUCUUCUGGAACGACGACGGCCAGAUCAUCGAAUAUCAGCUAACAACGGUCACUUACGGGACCAGCUGUGCACCUUGGCUGUCUCUUCGGGUGCUGAAGCAGCUGGCAAUCGAUGAAGCUCAUCGAUUUCCUUUGGCUUUAUCAACGUUCGCACGGGGGCGAUACGUUGACGAUAUCUACGGAGGUGCAGAAACCGAAGAGGAAUUGGGAAAAAAUAAUCAAGGAUCUAAUCGGACUCUGCAUGGCGGGCGGCAUGCCACUGCAGAAAUGGUGCAGCAACGCGCCACGGACACUCGGACAACUCGGAAUAUCGGCGGAAUCAGCUCUAACUAUCGAAUUCGGGGAAUCAUCAGUGAAAGUGCUGGGCCUCUGCUGGCAGCCUCAGACAGACACUUUCCACUUCAAGGCAAGAAACUUCAGCGGAGACACCAUCACCAAACGCCACCGGUCACCAUCACGGCAAAAAUAUUUAUACAAGAAUUGUGGCUGCUCAAGCUCGACUGGGACGAGCAAAUACCAAUGACACACACUAAACGGUGGAGAAGUUUCAGGGAGGAACUUCAACGGCUGAGCAGCCUAUCAAUACCACGAUGGCUACAUCUUUCAUCGGGAAAGAAAAUACAACUUCACGGAUUUGCGGACGCAUCGACCCUGGCAAUGGGUGCAUCGGUCUAUCUUCGAUCCUGGUCAGCAUCAUCGGGAGUCAACGUCAACUUGGUUUGUGCCAAAACCAAGGUGGCUCCCCUCAAGAAGAUGACCAUUCCACGGCUGGAGCUCACGGCAGCUGUCAUGGUCACAAAUCUAAUGGCCUAUGUACAGCGAGCUCUGGAACUUGACGAUGCGGAGCUCUACUCAUGGAGCGACUCAUCAGUAGCCAUCGCAUGGAUCAACGGAGAUCCAUCACGGUGGAAGGACUUUGUGCAGAACAGGGUUCUCAAGAUCCAAGAAACCCUGCCUACUGCCAAAUGGAAUCACAUCAACGGCAAGGAGAAUCCAGCGGACUGCGCAUCAAGAGGAAUAUCACCAACGGAAUUGCGGGAGCAUCAUCUCUGGUGGACUGGACCAUCAUGGCUUGUCCAACCACCAGAACAAUGGGUAGCAGCAUCAACGGAAUUAGCAUCAACCUCGGAAUUAGCAUCAGUGGUGGCAAUGGAGGCGAAACCACCCACCAUCAGCUCAUACCCAGUGCACAUUGUCGACGAAGAUGCACUGAUCAAUCGGAUUUCGUCAUGGAACAAGCUAGCUCGAAUCACAGCCUGGGUGAAUCGAGCAAUAAACAAAUUCAAGGGACAACCAACACCGGAUUCUCCACAACUCGGAACUACGGAAAUAGAGGACGGAAGACUGUUCUGGGUUAAGUACACCCAACAGCGAUACUUCGGACGGGAAAUCACCACAUUGAAGGCUGGAAGAUCACUGGCAGCCAAGCAUCGUAUGGCGACGCUGACGCCAUACCUGGAGAACGACGUCAUGCGCAUGGGCGGACGUCUUCGGAAUUCAACAUUGGAUCCGGAGGAGAAGAAUCCAAUUAUUCUCCCACGUCACUCGCCGCUCUCAUCACUUAUCAUUGCGGAAGCUCAUCAGAGGAGCUUCCACGGGGGAACGCAACUCACGUUGGCACACAUCCGGCAGAGGUACUGGAUCAUCGGAGGACGGGCACCAGUACGCUCACACAUAUUAAAGUGCGUCAUCUGCGCACGUCAUCGAGCUGUGCGAGCUCAACAGCUGAUGGGACAGCUGCCAUCGCGACGAGUGACACCAUCACGAGUCUUCCUUCACUCAGGAGUAGACUUCGCCGGCCCAAUCAACAUCCUGAGGUGGAGAGGCUCCGGGGCAGGCAAAACGAUGUACAAGGCGUACAUUUGCUUAUUUGUCUGCUUCGCCACAUCCGCCACACAUUUGGAACUGGUCACAGACCUCACGGCGGACGGAUUCAUCGCAGCGUACAAGCGAUUUACGGCAAGACGGGGAAUUUGCGCGACCCUGACCAGUGACAGGGGAUUAAACUUCAUCGGGGCAGAAAAGGAAUUACGGCAAAUCAUCCACCAGGCAUCUAGCGAAUCGGCAACCAUCAGGAACUGGCUAGCAACAAACGGAACGGAAUGGAGAUUUAACCCGCCCUACUCGCCACACAUGGGAGGCAAGUGGGAGGCCGCGGUUAAAUCCACGAAACAUCACCUACGGAGAGUGAUAGGAACUUCAACUCUGACGUACGAGGAAUUUACGACUCUUCUGACUCAGGUUGAAGCCAUCCUGAACUCGCGGCCACUCUGCCCGAUAAAUAACGACCCGCAAGACACCACGGCAUUGACACCAGGGCACUUCAUCAUCGGCGGAUCGCUGACAGCGAUUCCAGAACCAAGUCUGGAACACAUCAACACGGAUCGGCUAAACAGGUGGCAACUUAUCACGCAGAAGGUGCAGAACUUCUGGGACCAUUGGGCACGCGAGUGCGUGCAUCGAUAUCAACAAAUCUAUCGGUGGAGGAAACCAACGGACGACAUUAAAAUUGGGACGUUGGUUCUCAUAUCAAAUGAGCAGGAACCGCCAACCAGAUGGCCCCUGGCUCGAGUCAUCAGGAUCCACCCAGGACGGGACAACUUGACCAGGGUUGUCACACUUUGGAAGGGCAACAAGGAAACGCAGCGGGCAAUCCAUCGAUUGGUACCACUACCAAUCAACGGCGACCUACUGGAAGGUCAAAAUUAA
Diachasmimorpha longicaudata is the source of this 3791-nucleotide messenger RNA. RefSeq lists its product as uncharacterized. Gene Ontology annotation, biological process: DNA integration. The annotation marks the transcript as partial. The record is from RefSeq and is a predicted model, not a curated record. NCBI's taxonomy places the organism in Eukaryota, Metazoa, Arthropoda, Insecta, Hymenoptera, Braconidae. Gene Ontology annotation, molecular function: nucleic acid binding. The transcript has 2 exons.